AUGGCCAAGUUGCAGGCAGCCACCGUUUCUCGCAUCCCCGUCAAUCGCAAGCGGAAACGCUUUCCCAAAGAUCAGGAGCCAGCACCGACUGAGUCUGGCCUCGUUUCCUCCGUCGCGGCCACCACGAAAGUCCCCACCAAGACUCAUGAUGGAGGUUCCAAACCUAGGAGGACGAAAGGUACAUCGAAACCUGCCCUGAGCCGAACUAGUUCGUCCUCGAGUCUGGUAGAAUCAGACGUACCUUGGCCGGAUCACUUCAAGUAUCUAUCCCAGUUGCACCGCGCCUUGAAUGUCGUAUACACAUUUUGCUGCACCAGGAAGCAUUUCGCAACGACAUGGGACAACAUCAAGAGUGCGGUGGAAGGGCACAUCAAAAAGCCGUUGGUCGAGGACGACGUGGCGCAGGUCAAGGCGUUAUUGCCGCGGGCGAUCAACUUUGCCUAUGUCGAUGAGGAACACCUUAUGGUAACGCUUAUGGGCGAAGAAGAUGGCGUCAGAGGUGGCAGAGCCGACCAUUUUCGGUCUCUGGAAGAGGAUGAGAGCGCACCCAGAGACAAAUCGGAGCCAUCCAAAGAACUUCUUCUGUUCGAGUUUGUGGAUGGCGACCUGAAAAGACAGGUCGUCGACCCCAAGACAGGGCAACCCACCAAAGCCACCCAGAAACUACGCAAUGAAGAUCUCAAAAUGCCUGUCUUUAGUCAGAAAUCGAUGCUCAAUCUCAUUGAAAAGCGCAAUGCCAAGUUCACUUCAGCCAUAAACACAUUCCUCAACCAAUGUGCUGAGGAGCAAACAGACCCGGUGGGGAAAAUAUUGGACCUUAAACAGCAGUAUUUACCCUACCCCUCUACCAGUCGUCCCGCAACCCCUGGCCCAGAUAAUCGGCUGCAAAAAGCGAUCCCCAAGGAGCGAAAGUCAAUAACGGAGAUUGUCAAAGAGAUUAGCGAGCUCGAGUGGUAUACUGGACAGAUUGUCCCCGAUGGACACCGUGUAUUCGAUCCUCAGCCAGCCAUAUAUGGUGACCUCAAUUUUCAGUUGUCCCAAAAUCUGGUGAACGCGCUGUACAACAGCAGAGGGAUAACUCAGUUAUACUCGCAUCAAGCCGAGGCCAUCAAUAACCUGCAUGAUGGCCAUCAUGUAAUCGUGUCUACGUCAACCAGCUCGGGCAAAUCGCUGAUCUAUCAGAUACCAAUGCUUCACGAACUCGAAAAGGAUCCCCAAAGCCGCGGGCUCUAUAUCUUCCCCACCAAAGCACUCGCCCAAGAUCAGCGUAGAAGCAUGAAAGAGCUCUUGAAGUACAUCCCAGGCUUGGAGGACGUCGUUGUCGAGACAUUUGAUGGCGACACGCCUAUGCGGGCACGCAACCAAAUCCGAGAUGAAGGCCGCAUUAUCUUCACGAACCCAGACAUGUUACACAUUACUAUUCUACCUCAGGAGAGCGGAUGGCGAGAAUUCCUUCGGAAUCUCAAAUUCGUGGUCGUGGACGAGUUGCACGUGUAUAAUGGUUUGUUUGGCGCUCAUGUGGCCUUUAUCAUGCGCCGGCUGCGGCGCAUAUGUGCCGCCGUGGGAAACCGCAAGGUCAAGUUUAUUUCGUGCUCUGCAACAGUGGCCAAUCCAGAAGAGCAUAUGAAGACCAUAUUUGGCGUGGAAAAUGUCAAGCUAACGGAUUUUGAUGGUUCUCCGUCUGGCCGGAAGGAGUUUAUUUGUUGGAAUACACCAUACAAAGAUCCAGGCGAUCCCUCAUCAGGUCGUGGUGAUGCUUUUGCAGAGACAGCGAGGUUAAUAUGCCAGCUCAUUUUGCGAGGGGUUCGAACCAUUGCCUUUUGUCGCGUACGAAAGCAAUGUGAGGUCCUACUGGCGGCGGUCAAGACGGAAUUCACAAACCUCGAGAGACCAGAAUGUGCUGCUUUGGUCAUGGGUUAUCGUGGCGGAUAUUCGGCGCAAGACCGUCGGCAAAUAGAGUCAGAAAUGUUUGGUGGCAAGCUCAUGGGUAUCAUUGCCACCACGGCUCUGGAGCUGGGCGUGGAUAUUGGGUCCCUAGAUGCCGUUGUUACGAUGGGGUUCCCAUAUACGAUCGCCAAUCUAAGACAACAGAGCGGUCGUGCAGGUCGACGGAACAGAGACUCGCUUUCUGUUCUGGUCGGUGACUGCUUUGCUGUCGAUCAACACUACAUGCAGAAUCCCGACGAGAUCUUCACGAAGCCUAAUUGUGAACUCCAGGUCGAUCUGCAAAACGAACUUGUGGUGGAAGGGCAUAUUCAGUGCGCUGCUUUCGAGAUGCCCAUCAAGGCAGACGAAGAUGAGAAGUUCCUAGGCAAGAUGUUGCCGGAGAUAUGCACGGAACGGUUGUCGUAUGACCCUCUGGGAUUCUAUCACUGCAACGAGAGAUUUCGACCGCUGCCUUCUCGGUGUGUCCCCAUCAGAGAUACCGAGGACAAUCACUUUGCUGUGGUUGAUAUCACACAUGGUCGUAAUGUGGUCCUUGAAGAAGUCGAGGCUUCGCGAGCCUUCUUCACCCUGUACGAUGGGGGAAUAUUCUUGCACCAAGGUCGGACAUAUAUCGUGAAAGAGUUCUCACCUGAGCGCAAGAUUGCCCGUGUUCAACUCGUCAAGGUGGACUGGACUACGCAGCAAAGAGAUUACACAGACGUGGAUCCAAUCGAAACCGAGCAGGUCCGUCGGGUGUCGGCCAACUCUCUCACCAAAGCAUAUUUUGGCCGCAUCAAGGUACACGCCGUGGUAUUUGGGUUUUUCAAAGUCGACCAGAAGGGUCGGAUUCUCGACGCAGUGGCUGUGGACAACCCACCGAUCAUCAUCCACUCCAAAGGUCUAUGGUUGGAUGUCCCCAAGUCGGCGAUGCAGAUUCUCAAGGACAAACGCUUGAAUCUUGCGGCAGGGAUCCACGCGGCCGAGCAUGCAUUGAUGUCCCUGAUGCCACAGUUUGUGGUCAGCAUGCCCGGCGAUGUGCGAACCGAAUGCAAGAACGCGCUGAAGGAAUUCGCAAAGAAGGAGACUCAGCGGAAGAGACCUGCACGGUUGACGUUUUACGACGCAAAGGGUGGACCCGCGGGCUCGGGGAUCGCAGCGAAAGCAUUCGAGUUUAUCGACAUGCUUCUCGAACGUGCCGUCGCGCGGGUCUCGGCGUGCCACUGCCUCGAGGGCUGCACGGAAUGCAUCUGCGACGAGAGAUGCAAGGAGAAGAACAUGGUCAUGAGUAAGGCCGGCGCCGAAGUGAUCCUCAAGUCUCUGCUGGGCAUGGACAUCGACGUCGACGCCCUCCCGGACGGCGAGGAGGAGCGCGUUCCUGCCGGCGUCGAGACCGUCGUGUUUGCCACCGAAGUCAUGGGCCGGGAUGGACGGAGAGUGCCCGAGAAGGACUUUAUCAAGAAGGAAAAGAGCGAUGACGAUGCCAUCAUUAUCAAAGAUGAGCCUGAGGACUGA
This is a messenger RNA of Fonsecaea nubica, 3438 nucleotides long. RefSeq lists its product as hypothetical. The transcript has a single exon. The record is from RefSeq and is a predicted model, not a curated record. The coding region runs from base 1 to 3438 and encodes 1145 amino acids. Lineage: Eukaryota; Fungi; Ascomycota; Eurotiomycetes; Chaetothyriales; Herpotrichiellaceae. Gene Ontology annotation, molecular function: ATP binding; nucleic acid binding.